This is a messenger RNA of Cinara cedri, 1558 nucleotides long. The record is from the annotation of a GenBank genome assembly. Lineage: Eukaryota; Metazoa; Arthropoda; Insecta; Hemiptera; Aphididae.
AUGUCUAAUAAAACUAUUUUAGCUGUUGAAACAAGUUGCGACGAAACAGCUGUAGCUAUUGUAAAUAGCAACAAGCAGAUCCUUGCUCAUGAGAUUCUUUCUCAAAAAGAACAUAAAACAUGCGGUGGCGUGAUACCUGAAGUAGCAUCACGCGCACAUAUGAAUCAUUUACGCAACUUAAUAGAAAGCGCCAUAAAAAAAUCCAACCUUGAUUUUUAUAGCUUGGAUGCAAUUGCGGCAACUUCAGGACCUGGACUGAUGGGUGGGCUAAUAGUUGGAACUAUGAUGACUAAAGCUAUCGCUCAUGUAACAAAAAAACCAUUUAUUGCCGUUAAUCACUUAGAGGCGCAUGCGUUGGUAGUGAGAUUGCUAUAUGAAGUAAAAUUUCCAUUUUUAGUUCUAUUAAUAUCAGGUGGUCAUUGUCAAUUCUUGAUUGCACAGGAUGUAAGCAAGUAUAUCAAAUUAGGGGAAACUCUUGACGAUUCACUAGGAGAAGCCUUUGACAAGGUUGCCAAGAUGUUAGGCUUGGAUUAUCCAGGAGGACCGUUAGUCGAAAAACUUGCUAAAAAUGGUGAUGGCACAAGAUUUAAUUUUCCAAGAGCGAUGAUAAAACGUCCCGGAUGUAAUUUUUCAUUUUCUGGUAUUAAAACCUCAGUGAAAAAUUUGUUACAAAAGCUUAAAAUGAAUGAGCAAGAUAUUUAUGACGUAUGUGCUUCAUUUCAAGAAUGUAUAAGUGAUAUAUUAUUAGAUAAAGUGAAUCAAGCAAUCGCUAUGGCUGAAUCUUUAAACAUAAAAAUCCAUGAUUUUGUUAUUAGCGGAGGAGUUGCAGCAAAUAAAUUUUUGCGAGAUAGGUUAGAAAAACAAAUAAACUUAAACGUACUCCCCCCCCCUCCUCAUCUAUGUACGGAUAAUGCAGUCAUGGUAGGUUGGGCGGGAAUUGAAAGAUUGCAAAAAAAUUAUAUAAACUCGCUUAAUUUCCCACCAAGAUCAAGAUGGGAGCUGGAGAAGAUCUUGCCUAAACCAUACAGCCCCACUAUAUAACUAUAUAUUAUCCUCGUUUAAAGUUAUUAUGUGACAAGUAUUACAUGGAUGCGCCAAAACAAUAUAGGAGGUGUGUAGAGUAAUACAAAACAGUAAAGAGAGUAUAGCAAAGCUUGCAGAGCACUAUAAUCUUAAUCCGAAGGCUAUUGUAAAAUGGAAAAAACGCUCAUUUGUUAUAGACGCUGCAAUUGGCCCAAAACAUGGAAAAUCAAAGAUGUCAACUCAAGGGGAAGAAGCAAUAAUUGUCACUUUUCGCAAGCAUAUACUUCUUCCUUUGGACAAUUGCCUUUAUUCUUUGCGGGCCAUAAUUCCUUGUUUAACUCGGUCUAGUUUGCAUCAUUGUUUGCAAAGACACGGCAUUAGCAUACUGUCAGAUGUUGAAGGAGAGAUAAAAGCCAAAAAGAAAUUCAAGCUAUGUCCAAUCGGUUAUUUCCAUAUUGAUAUCGCAGAAGUUAUAACAGAAGAAGGGAAGUUACAGCUAAACUUGCUUAUGUUAAACUGCAUAAUAACGCUAUAA